CGGCGGCGGUUUAAUUUCCUAGUUGCUCAAGAUGGCGGCGGCCGUUUUUCCAAGGCGCUGCUGCAGCCGCUGGAGAAAAGAGAGGAUAACUCCGCUGCUGGUAAUGCUCUGGGGAGCUGCCGGCCUGGCGUUCCUCCUUACGGUUGCGGCUUCCCUGGAGCCGGAGGCGGUGGGGAGCCACGUGGUGGAGCUGAGCGGGUCCAACUGGAGCCUCCUGCUGCAGGGCCAGUGGAUGGUGGAAUUGUGUAAGUGGCCGUUUCUUAGUCACUACUCUUCCCACUAUUUACCAUGCAAAGGAUGGAGUUUUUCGCAGAUAUCGUGGCUCGAAGGCCUUGGAGGAUCUAGAGAGUUAUAUCCUGGAGAGGAAAUGGGAAAGUAUAGAACCUGUGGCAGGAUGGAAGUCUCCCUCAUCUCUAAUGAUGUGUGGAAUGGCAGGACUUUUCCAUUUAUCUGGAUGGAUCAGACAAAUCCACAACUAUUUUACUGGCACUCUUGGGAUUCAUAUUUGGGUUUCCUACGCCAUCUUCAUAUUAGCCACCCUUCUGAUAGGUCUUAUCUUGGCUUUGAUAUUUGUUUUGCUUAUAGACUGCAUGUGUCCUGCUAAGUUCAAAGAAGAAAGUUUUGAUUCCGUAGAUCCUGAUGAGAAGAAGAUAGAAGAAGAUCAACAGCAAACAUUGGAACUUUCAGCAGGGAAUGAAAUUCCAGAAAAGGGUUUGUCUAUUGGAGAAAAUGAAGAAGAGGGAGAAGAUGAGUCUCAGCCCAAUUCCUCAGAUGAUUCAGCAGUUGAAGGAUGUGAGGGAGAAAAUGAUUUAGAGCCUUUUGAAUCUGACAAGUUAGAGGAGACCUCCUUAAGACAACGUAAAAAUCAGAUGGAGCCUGAACUAUAGUGAAAGUACUUGAGUGUAUACUUUUAAGUGGACCAAAGAUGAUUGGGACCUUCGUUUUGCAGCUGAAGCCAAAUAUUUGACUUAUAAGACAUUGCAGCUAAAUAUAGGCUGACUGCCAGAAAGCUUCUGUUUUUAUUUUUAAGGUCAAUAUUUUGAAUGUAAAAUACGACUAACGUUGAAAUCAGAGACAUGACAAUCAAACAACCACAUUGAGUUCAGGAAUAGGUAAGAGGUUUUAUUGCAUCAUCCAUACAGUGGUGGGUUCCAGAUCCCAUUCCCACCAAUACGAUUGGAACGGGUCUGGCGUUGCCCACAUGGACACAUGCAUGGCACGCACAUGCGUCGUAGCUGCCACGAAUGUUUCCACAAGCCUCCACAACACCAGUUGCUCAGCGGAGGGUCACACAGGCGCUGUAUGUGCCAUGUGCAUGCGUGGAAGCGCCAAAGGCUUUAAAGGACAGGUAAGGAGCUCUGGUG
Messenger RNA from Thamnophis sirtalis, 1364 nucleotides. The record is from RefSeq and is a predicted model, not a curated record. Lineage: Eukaryota; Metazoa; Chordata; Lepidosauria; Squamata; Natricidae.